AUGACCAUUAUUGUUAAAGGACGAAACGAAGUUUUCCUCCAGGAUCACGUGGCGGACGUUAUAGCGCUAUAUGCCGAAGUUGAAAGUGUAAUCUCGCAAAUGCAAAUGGCCCAGUUGCUGCAGGUAUUGGCUGUUCUUUCGAAUACAGUUGAUGAUGAAUCAGUACGAUUGAAACUGUUGCAAAUGGCAGUCAUCCCAUCUAUUGAGCAUAUUCGUAGUAUACAGUGGUCUUUCGAGGGCGUUAUGAUGUUCAUCAAGUUUAACGGUUUUGAUGGGCCACCAGCCCAGUCCAAAGACCAAUUAAGACGAGCUCUUACAUGUGUUCAAGGAGCUGUGCAACAGGUGAACAGGUCGAGCCCCCUGGCAAAUUUGCUUAUCCCAAUUCUUCCAACGUUCUUCAAAUUGAGCAGAUGUCUUAUGGAUUUGCACUCAGAGGAUGCUAAAUUGGCGUUGCACCCAUUCUUACGUGACAACCUCACCAAAAUCGCCCCUUUCGAAAAGCAGCAGAUUUACUGUACUGUUGGAGAAAAUAUCGAACCUGUCACAGGAGGCUUUAGCACAGUAGAGAGCGAUUUUGUUAGUGUUGAACGCCAAUACGUGCACGAUUUGAAUGAACAAAUGAAGUCGGUAUUAUGUGAGUGCCCAAAAGCACGUUAUCAACUUGUCCGAGAAUUUUUCGAAAGAAUCGUUGAAGCUAUGAACAAUCGACUACAGAAUAUAUGGGCAGAGGUGACUCAUAUAGAUUAUGAUUCGGAGCCAACUGAAGAAGAGCUAUUUUUCGAGCAUAUGACUUGUGUUUUAUCUCGCGAGUAUAUUUCAUUCCUUCGUUGUUGCUUUAUUAGCAGCGAUGGAGAGGAAUAUAAGGCAACUACAAUGACGCCAUUGGGGCAGUGGUUGUUCAGUAACAAGAUCGGUCUUCCUUCCGUGAUUAUGACUGCGUUCUCAGCAUUGACUUUUCGUGACUCUGUUCUCGUUUUGAAAGCCGUUACCCUUUGUAAAGUUUUGGCUGAAAAACUAAGCGAUUGCUACGAUGACCAAGUGGGAGUUUAUAUGUUGGUUUGCUCGAUACGAUCACUCCAACUGCAUGGAGCUGAUGAGGUGACCGGUACUCCACUGAUCGGACUCGUCUUUCAUAUCUACUUUGCUUUGCGUCGUUUCUCGGAUUCUCUGCUUCAAGUUCUUAUGCAGGUUCCAAAUCUAACUGCAGAUAUAGUGGAGAGUUUCGACAAUAGAGUGCGAGCUAUGAUAUCGGGCGACGAAGUGAUUUUAGAAAAGCAAAAAAAGGAAAUGGCUCGAAAACUGUUCAAAGGCCUGAUCACGCUUACCAUCGGCGAGCAACACAAAAAACCGGUCUAUCUGCGUCCUCUCCCGCCUAUAGAAAAACGUCGAGGAAAGGUCAAUGAACCUGAUGACUUUGAGAACAUUGCGCUUUUAUUUGCUUAUGAGUAA
Haemonchus placei is the source of this 1449-nucleotide messenger RNA. The record is from the annotation of a GenBank genome assembly. NCBI's taxonomy places the organism in Eukaryota, Metazoa, Nematoda, Chromadorea, Rhabditida, Trichostrongylidae.